GCCCAGCGGGCGCUGGGCAAAAGCCCCACGUGGGGUGGCGGCUGAUGUGCAGAUCGCGGCGGGAGAGAGGCGCGGAGUAAAAGAGAAGCAAUGCAGAAAUCCGAGUGCCAUAGAGGUGUACAGUUAAGAAACAGAGAGACAGAUAACUGUGAUCAAAGGACAUCAUCAAGUGCACAAAUAAAACAUAGGACUACAGUUCAACAAAGGAAAUCCUCCUCGUCAACCAGUUCUCCAGAAUCUGCAAGAAAACUUCAUCCUCGACCAAGUGAUAAACUUAACCCUAAAACAAUUAACCCUUUUGGUGAACAGUCACGAGCCCCUUCUGCAUUUGCAGCUAUUUACUCUAAGGGAGGUGUUCCUUGCAGAUUGGUCCAUGGUUCAGUAAAACACAGGUUACAGUGGGAGUGUCCUCCUGAAAAGCUUCCAUUUGAUCCUCUUCUUAUUACUUUAGCUGAGGGUCUGAGGGAGACUAAACAUCCAUACACCUUUGUGUCAAAGGAGGGUUUUAGAGAAUUACUUUUGGUCACAGGUGCUCUUGAAAAAGCUGUGCCUUUGCUUCCUAGAUUGAUUCCUGUGCUGAAGGAAGCUCUGGUCCACUUGGAUGAUGAAGUGUUUGAAAGAGGAUUGAAUGCUCUGGUACAGUUAAGUGUCGUUGUUGGCCCUGCCCUAAAUGACCAUCUGAAACAUCUGCUUACAAGUCUUUCCAGGAGACUAAGGGACAAGAAAUUCAAAGAACCAAUCACCACUGCAUUACAGAAGCUGGAGCAGCAUGGUGGAAGUGGAAGCCUUAUCAUCAUCAAAUCUAAAAUUCCAACAUAUUGCUCCAUAUACUGCUGAAGAAAGUAGCCCUGGUGACAGGUGUUAAACGCUGACCAUGGGUAUGCACGGAACCGUUUCAGGUUCACUUCACUUUACUCUUUUGUAAAUCACAACCACCCUUCAUUAUUGCUGGCUUUAGAUGAGUAUACACAGUCCCACUGAAUCAUAGUACAAGUUAUUCAUUAAAAAAAAGAAUGGUUAAUGAUGGAAAACUAUUAAAAAAAAGUUCUAUAAUAGUACAAUCUUGUGGGGUUUACUUUUUCAUAUUUUUUAUGGUUUGUGUGAGCAACAGUUAUUUGGUUUACAAUGGAUGUGUUUGUGUAUAUUUUCUAGUGCCUUUUGUAUAUAACAUUUAUACAGUUCGUGUGUAGCUGUGCACUUAUUUUUAGACAUUUUGCCAUUUCCUGGGUUUUAUAUUUAUCAAGUCUAUGAAAAUUUCAAAUAGUGGACAAACAUUUGUGAAUUCACUGUUAAUUAUUGUUUGUAAAUAUGUAUUUUAUAAUGUAGAAUGCUUGGAAAUAAUUUUGAGUAUUCUAGUUUUAAGAAAAAAAUUUUUAAUGUGUAAGUUCUCUUAUAAGUAUGGUUAUUUAUUACAAAUCGUUAAAACUACCUAAACUUUAGGUAUUAAGUAAAUGUUAUUUUUGUAAUUCAUAGUCUGAAAAUACUGAUAUUCAGUACAUGAAGAUACUCAGAAAUUAAAAUCUUAAAA
This is a messenger RNA of Lipotes vexillifer (Yangtze River dolphin), 1528 nucleotides long. It is a transcript of the gene PACRGL, whose product is annotated as parkin coregulated like. Bases 91 to 837 code for a protein of 248 amino acids. The transcript has 9 exons. Lineage: Eukaryota; Metazoa; Chordata; Mammalia; Artiodactyla; Lipotidae. The record is from RefSeq and is a predicted model, not a curated record.